CCAUUUAGUACAGUGGGAUCCACCUGCAUCUCUAUCUAUCUUCCUCCAUCUCUUUUAUUGCAUCCAUCUGUUUGUAUAAACUUGCAUAUUCCCAUCCUUUUCAUCUUCAUCUUUACAAGUACAUAUAUAUAUAGUACAUACACACUUCAAGCUUUCUGGGUUCUCUUUCUUGUCCUGAUCAAGCUACUUCAAGAACCACUUUUUUUACUACAGUAAAAGUAUAUGGUUAAUAUUACGAGUUGGGUUGGUUUGUGAGAAGUGGAGAAGAUAAUUGUGCAUAACUGGACAAUAUUGAUAAAGUGGUGAGCAGGGUUAUUGAUCGAUCUAGUGAGCUUCAGUACAACUUGGAAUUUUUGAUACUAGGAUGGGUGCUAAACUUACCUGCUGUUGGGAGCCGGAACACAAUGGAGGGUCAGACAACCAUCAUCUUGAACAUGAGGACUCUGGUGAAUCUGGAGAUUUGCCGUCUUUUCGUCAGUACACUGUAGAACAAUUAAGGAUUGCUACAUCUGGAUUUGCGGUGGAGAACAUAGUCUCUGAACAUGGAGAGAAGGCUCCAAAUGUGGUUUACAAAGGGAAGUUAGAGAAUCAAAGGCGGGUUGCAAUCAAACGCUUCAGUAGAUCUGCAUGGCCUGAUCGUCAGCAGUUCCUUGAAGAAGCGAGAGCUGUCGGGCAACUCAGAAAUCAUAGAUUGGCAAAUCUACUUGGUUGUUGUUGUGAAGGUGAUGAGAGACUUCUGGUCGCAGAAUUUAUGCCUAAUGAGACUCUUGCAAAACACCUUUUUCACUGGGAAUCACAACCUAUGAAAUGGGCCAUGCGGUUGAGGGUGGCCAUGUAUCUUGCAGAAGCUCUUGAAUAUUGUACAAGUAAAGGCCGUGCCCUGUAUCAUGAUUUAAAUGCUUACAGGAUAGUCUUUGACGAAGAUGCUAAUCCUAAACUCUCGUGCUUUGGGCUGAUGAAAAAUAGCAGAGAUGGAAAAAGUUACAGCACUAACUUGGCAUUUACACCUCCGGAGUACCUAAGAACUGGAAGAGUAACUCCAGAAAGUGUGAUGUAUAGCUUCGGCACCCUUUUGCUAGACCUUCUUAGUGGAAAACAUAUUCCUCCUAGCCAUGCCCUUGAUCUGAUAAGGGACAGGAAUCUUGAGAUGCUGACAGAUUCUUGUCUGGAAGGCCAAUUUUCUAAUGAUGAUGGAACUGAGUUGGUGCGUUUAGCUUCAAGAUGUUUACAAUAUGAGCCCCGGGAGCGUCCGAAUCCAAAAUCUCUAGUUACUGCUUUAAUACCUCUGCAGAAGGAGACUGAGGUUUCCUCUCAUGAACUUAUGGGCAUACCAGAUAGUACUGCUGCUUUCCCCCUUACCCCGCUUGGUGAUGCUUGCUUAAGAAAGGAUUUGACAGCUAUACAUGAGAUUUUGGAAAUGCUCGGGUACAAAGAUGAUGAGGGCACUGCAACUGAGCUUUCAUUCGAAAUGUGGACCAACCAGAUGCAGGAAACUUUAAAUUCAAAGAAGAAAGGUGACGUCGCUUUUCGGCAUAAAGAGUUUAGUGCUGCAAUUGACUACUACACACAGUUCAUUGAUGUAGGGAUUAGGGUCUCCCCCACUGUCUUUGCUCGCCGUAGCUUGUGUUACCUGAUGACUGAAAGGCCUCUAGAAGCUCUUAAUGAUGCCAUGCAAGCACAGGUGAUAUCCCCUGUUUGGCAUAUUGCAUCUUAUUUACAAGCUACUGCUCUUUCCACUCUGGGGAGGGAGAAUGAGGGACAAGUAGCACUUAAAGAAGGUACUGUCCUCGAGGGAAAAAGGGAUGAAAAUCCAUGAGAACCGGAACAUCUACUACAAGUUUUUUAUGAACGACAGUAAUUAUGUCAAUGCUACUCAACUCUAGGCAGAAUUGAAUUCCUUCAGUCUCAGAAAGUAACAAAUUUUGAUGGAUAGAAAUGGUGUCAAUGUUCAUAGAUGCUGUUGGUCUGGUUUUGCUAAGCAUCCUUUCAUAUAAUCAUUGGAUAGGUUACUUCGUUGAGUUUGUUGAGUUGGUAAAGGAUAGUAUGAAUCAUUUUAUGUGUUAUACACGUGAAAGAAAGGUAGGAGUGAGUUUCAAAAUCUUUGUAUAGAACUACAUUACCUGCUUAAUACUGAUUAAAAAUUUACAGAUAUGUACAUUCACAUGCAAGAUGCAAAAAUACAUAGAGAUAUAUUAGUUA
This is a messenger RNA of Daucus carota subsp. sativus, 2199 nucleotides long. Its product is annotated as serine/threonine-protein kinase BSK7. The transcript has 11 exons. NCBI's taxonomy places the organism in Eukaryota, Viridiplantae, Streptophyta, Magnoliopsida, Apiales, Apiaceae. Gene Ontology annotation, biological process: protein phosphorylation; brassinosteroid mediated signaling pathway. The record is from RefSeq and is a predicted model, not a curated record. Gene Ontology annotation, molecular function: protein kinase activity; protein binding; ATP binding. Bases 365 to 1816 code for a protein of 483 amino acids.